ACUGCAAAGCCCCAAAUGGAGCCUUCUUCUCCACAAGCCCAAAAGAUGGACGACGUGUGGUCAUGGCUCACUCUUCUCCCAAGCCCUUCCGACUGGCCUUCCUCCCCUCCCUCCCUCCCCCUCGCCGCCUCCGCCGACCGCUCCAUCCUCCUCUCCGCCGACCGUACCGCCGGCUCCAACGCUGAGGCCCUUGCCACCUUCUCCAUCUCCCUCCACGGCUUCCCCCCCUCCAAUCCCGUCAGCACCAUCUGGGUCUCCGAACCCUUCCCCCUCACCUCCCCCUCCUCCUCCCGCAUCCUCCUCCUCCUCCAACUCCUCCACGAAGUCAUCUCCCCUCUCCCCCCCACCUCCUUCCUCCACUUCGACACCGCCUCUAUAAAGCUAGACAUGGUGCGCAUCUCCGACGCCAUCGCCGGCGCCGGAGAUGAGGCAGCGGUCUUCUUCGCCCUUGCGCUCCUCCUCCGGCUGUUCUGGCUUUGCGCCUACGAUGCGCCGGCAGAUGCCGGCUUCCUCUUCUUCCGGUCCCUAGGCCCGGCUCUCGAGCGAGCGCUCGACUGCCGCUGGGCCCUCCGCGGGUUCCUCCUUGCCGCAGGGCCCGACGCCGAGGAGCGCUUCGUGCGCUCCCUCGGCUACAUGCUCGCCAAGUGGUGCCUCCUCCGCGAGCUCCAGCCUGGCGCCGGCCGCCGCCUCCCGGCCACCUGCUGCCCCUCCUAUGCGGCCGAAGCCCACGGUCUCUGGGUCCUCAAAGGCUUCGCCCCGGUCAGCGCCAUGGCCCCGGUCGGCACCGCUUCUUUGGGCACGAAUCUUGAGGCGAAGGGGUCGGUCCUCCGAUAUGCGUUGGCCCACCAGCAACUGGAAGCCGUAGUCCAGCUAGAGUACACGGUCUGCUUGCGGGACCCACGGUUCAUCAAGAUAGGAGUACGUGUCGAUAAUAUAAGGCUCCACGUGGUGGGGCUUCGGUUUGGAAGGAGGAACGAAGAGGAGGAGAGCGAUGGCGUAGAGGACGAGAGGCACUUUCCGUCGAGGGUCCGGCUUUGGGUCGGACCGGAGGCCGGUGCGGCCUACGCGAUUGGUCCCAGCCUGGGCCGGUCAAGCGGGAACCCGGAGCGGGAGGUGGAGACGGUCCGGACCAUUACAGGGCGGUUCGGUGGCGCUAGGUCGAAAGCGCCGGGAAUUAAGGCCAAGGCGCGGACUUCGGCGAGGUCUCGGGGGCGGAGCUGGCGGUGGGAGCAGGAGGCGGAGGGGGGCGCUGGGGUGUUCGAUGGGGUGCUGUGCGACGCGUCGACGGGGGCGGAGGUGGCGGGGUGGAGGCCGGCGCGCGGCGGUGGAGGAGGAGGAGGAGGGGACCCGAGAGGUGGGAUGCGGCGGAGGUACAGGGAGAUGGAGGGGAGGGUGGUGAGGUGGAGGGUUGGGGGGAGGGUGUGGGUGAGCUAUUUUCCCAAUGAGGUGAAGACGAGUUACUACGAGACUAGAAGUGUGGAGUGGCGGGAGGAGGUGGAGUUGGCUCUGGUUGCUGGAGGUGAAAGUACCCGGGCGUGAGGGCUGGGAUGUUUCUUAAUAAACCAUAUACUGUAAAUUUUUCUAUUAAUAUUUAGGUUUGUCUAAACCAAUUUACAGAGAUGUUGGUUCUACAGAAUUUUGUUUAUUUUUUAUUUUGGAAUUUAUGGUUCAAUUAGCGUUUCUUGAUAUUUUUAUUCACCCAGUCUAAUCGAGGGCAUGAUCUUGCUAUCAAAUUAAUUAUGAAUAAUUUGACAAUA
Molecule: messenger RNA, 1757 nt
Organism: Elaeis guineensis (African oil palm)
Lineage: Eukaryota; Viridiplantae; Streptophyta; Magnoliopsida; Arecales; Arecaceae
Source: RefSeq, a predicted model, not a curated record